This is a messenger RNA of Phaethon lepturus (White-tailed tropicbird), 5178 nucleotides long. Its product is annotated as otogelin-like. The transcript has 23 exons. The record is from RefSeq and is a predicted model, not a curated record. Gene Ontology annotation, cellular component: extracellular matrix. Lineage: Eukaryota; Metazoa; Chordata; Aves; Phaethontiformes; Phaethontidae. The annotation marks the transcript as partial.
AUGUUAAAUUUCAAUUUCUAUCCCAUUCUGCAUGUGAAUGGCAUUAUGAUGUCUGUACAAGCCCUUGUUUCAAGACAUGCAGGGACCCUUUGGGAAAAAACUGUCAGGCAGUACCAAAAGUGGAAGGAUGCAUCCCUGCCUGUCCUCUCAAUAUGUUGCUGGAUGAAAUCACUCAAAGAUGCGUGUAUUUUGAAGACUGCAUUGAACCUGCAGAUGAUAGUACACCUUUGCCACCCAGCAUUCAAACACCAGCAGUUUCACACGUAACAUCAAGUACAAGCUUGUCAGUGAUCAGUAAAGCUGUAACUUCAUUUCCUGUACCUGAAGCAAAGGGCAUAGAAACAACACUUGCUUCAAAACUGCAACUCACUGCAGCUACAGGGAAAACUGAAUUUUCAGAUGUUUCAUUUAAUACAACACUUCCAACCAUAACUUCAUCACCAAAUAUUUCUUUGCAGUCAACAGAAAUGACAUCUGGGAAAACCACAACAGCAGUGUCCAGGACAGCAAAAUCUAGUGUAAGCUUGUCUUCUCCUGUUUACUUUUCUCCAUUGUUUCCAUCUACUCUCAGUUCAGUAACUUCCACAAAGAUACAACCAAUCAGUAGUGGUUCCACUAAACUAUUGAGGGCUACAAAACCUCAGACAGUAACUGCUACACAUGCAGUGACUACAAGCACAGAAGCGGAAAGCAAACCAAUUUCUACUUUUAUUUUUACUGGGACACCACUUAUACUUAGAACAACAGAAUUACCAGUCAAAACUAAAAUAAUGGAAAUAUCAGAAAUAGCCACAGGAGCACUUCCCACAAAAGAAGCACAAGUAAAACCAGAAGGACCUGCAACAUUUACACCCAGUUCAUUUGAAUCAGUAACAGAAAAAACUACUGCAUAUCUGCCCCAGUUUUCCAUACCACAACGUCUAGGCAUGCCUUCAUAUACACCACUAGUAAACCUAACAGGAGCUUUAGAGGGGACAAAAAUAAGUGUAGGACAGUCUUUCACCGCAGUAGCCAAUGUUACAGUAACAUCGUUUUCUCCUGUGAUCACUACUUCAUCUUUGUUAAAACUGGUGUCUUCAGCAACAACAAAAGCAGCAAUUGUUUUAACUGAACAAACUACAUUUUCACCAACAUCCACACCACCUAUUUCAUUAGGAAAGGCAGUUACAGAACCUCCUAUUGAAAUGGUUCAACACCUGACUCGUACUGCAGAGGUACCUUUUACUACAACUCUAGGUCCAAAGACAACUCUGCAAACUCAAGAGACACCAACAGAAACAACUCUAUCAUUUACAACUCAUAAAAAGGAAACUCCCAAAACAACAUCGCAUUUGGAGUAUACGUCAAGUUCCUAUUUCCCUCCGUAUUCACUACAUUCCAGCUCUACAACUGAAAAACCCAUCACUCUUUCUACAAAGAGACCUUCAAUGUCUGUUCCUACUCCUGCUUCUCCAGCUUCAGCUGAAUUAAAAAAAACAUUUAAAACUGUUUCAACUACAGGAUAUCCCUCAUACAUAGUUCUAAACACAACAGGGUUCCUGACUACAUUAUACACUAAAUAUCCUGUUGUGGCGACAACUGUCAGAGCGACACCUUUGUCUGAGGUAACAUCCAAAAUAACAUCCCCUUUUAAAUUAGCAGCAAAGUCAACUUUGUUUUCUGGAAAAACAUCUACCGAAUACAAGUCAACUCUACUUUCAAGUACAGUGAAGACAAGCACUUCAGCAUAUUUGGAUAAUGUUACCGCAUCAGCAGUGAAAACCUCUAUCCCAUCAAAAGAAAUCACCAGGGUUCCUUUCGUAGCUACAGAAAGAGAGUCAGCUCAACGAACAUCCGUCACUGGAUCUCUGCUUACUCUCCUUAGUGGAACUGAAACCACAUUGUUGACAACACAGCCUGAUAAAUCACAAGUGGAAAGAAUUAUUAGCAUCUCUACUAGAAAGCCAUCUGCUUUCCCUUUUUCACCAUCAAGUUCUCUAAUGUCUUCAAACAUUUCUCUUCCUUCACUACCCUCAUAUGGAAAAGAAGUAUCAGUGACAGCUGUCAGUCCCAUGCAUACAUCCCAUGUUGUACUUCCAGUAACAAAGUCUUACACUUUCUCCACCUCUCUGUAUCUAUCAGAUAAAUCAGUUUCUUCAACUUCUUUAACACAAAUGAUACCAGAAGUAACCACCACACCAAAAUAUCCAGUAGAAACUAAAAUAGUUUCUACAGCAUUGAAAUCUACAGUCCAGAGUAUAACAAAUACAGUAAAACUUACAGCAGCAGCAGCUCAGCCAUCCUUUCCUCCAUCUUCAGUAGGCCCCUUCUCUUGGCAGACAUCUUCAGGGGACAAACUUUCAGGACAGACCACAAAGACCAUGGUUAUACCACAUUUUUCUACUUGGAAGGCUAUGGAACUUGGUUGUCAGACUUCUGAGCCUUCAUGGACAAGGCAAAGCAGUACCCCAAUUUACCAAUAUCCUCCAGAAACUCUAACAAAAUCCACUGGUCAGCCACAACGUGUCUUUAGCACAACUGAAGCUACAGUAGAAUUGACUUCCUCAUACCCCUUAAUCACCGUACUACCUGAAGCUGUGUCAUUGAUGAGUACUACUCAAACUUCAAAACCUGAACUAUCACCUGAGGUGCAAACACCUUCUGUGAGUUCACCGCUAAUGAUGUCUGACCAUCCAAAUGACACAACAGCUCCAUCAGUUUCCUCAUUUGCCUAUUUAUCUACCAAACCACUUCAUGGCUUGAUUACAACAUUUUCAGAUAGACUGGCAACAGCUGAAGUAGUAUCAGGAGCCACAGCAUCAGCUUUUAUGCUGCCUAGAGAAACAGCAACUCUUCAAACUUGUACACCAAUCACAGAGAAUGAGUGCAUAAAACACAUCUGCUUGGAUGGACAGCUGAUACAAGUUAAUAAGUCGCAGAACUGCCCAUACAACACAACUCAACCUAGCUGUGGAGUUUUAGGAUUUGCUACUCAAAUGAAUGGUGACAGAUGCUGCCCGAAGUGGGAAUGUGCAUGUCGUUGCACAAUUUUCUCUGAUCUGAGCAUUGUAACCUAUGAUGGAAACCAUUUGGCUUUAUUCAAAGAAGCAUCUUACGUUGUUAGUCAAACUCAGGAUGAAACUAUAACCAUCCAUGUCAUUGACUGUAAAACGAGUAAUUCAAAUUCAACUUCUUUGUGCCUGGCGAUGUUGAAUCUAACCUAUGUAUCAAACGAAAUUAUUAUCAAUCGUUUAAGUAGAAAAAUAACAGUAAAUUCAAGAUUUGCUUGGCCUACUGUUAGAAAAUAUGGAUACAAAGUCAAGGAUUCAGGCUUCAAGUAUGCAGUUGAGACACCAACAAAAAUCAGAAUUCAGUGGUUUCACAACACAGGUGUGAUGAUUAUUGAGUUUAAUAGUACCAGAGAACCAAGAGCUUUGGGAUUAUGUGGUUUUUGUGAUAGAAGCUUGGAAAAUGACCUGAUGCUGCCCAACAGGACAGUUUUAAGCAAAAGCAAUGCUCCAUCGACUUUUAUAGACAGCUGGCAAGUGCCAGACACGUUAAAGUAUGUUGGAGAAGACAGGCAUCAGGAAACUAAUUGCUCAGUCACGGACUGCUCAGAGUGCUUAAGAAUGGUGUUGAACCAGACCUUCAGCAGCUGUCAUCCUUAUGUUCCACCUGAGCUGUUCUGUGAUAUAUGGGUUCAAGACACUGAGUACAUUCAAAAUCCAUGCAUUUCGCUAGCUGCCUAUGUGGCAAUGUGCAACAAAUUUAAUAUUUGUAUAGAAUGGAGGAGCUCUGAUUACUGCCCCUUCCCCUGCUCUGAAAACUUCUCCUAUCAGGCUUGUAUAGCUGCCUGUGAGGUUGCAGAUAGUUGUCAGAAUAACGAGGUUGCUUCCCUGGACUCGGACUCCUGCUUAGUGUUGACAGAAGGCUGUGUCUGUACUGGAGGGACCAUCCUUCACCGAGCUCACACUGCUGUCUGUAUUCCUGAAGAAAAAUGUGCUUGUACGGACAGCUCAGGAGCACCUCAUGCAGUAGGUGAGGUCUGGAAAACUUCUUUGAAUGGAUGCUGUAUGCAAAAAUGUGUUGACAGUGAGACCAUUAUUCCAGUGGAGUACAACUGUUCAGAUAUUCACAAUUUAGACUGUCAGCGAUUUGCAGAAGUGGCCUUGCUUGUUCCUGGUGAUGAGACAUGUUGUCCUCAGAAGAUCUGUAUUUGUAAUCAGAGCCUCUGUGAACGCCUAAUGCCUGAGUGUAAUGGGUUGGAAAAGCUGGUCACUUACUACAAUGAAGAAUCCUGUUGUCCCAACUACAUUUGCGAAUGUGAUCCAGCAAAAUGUGAACCAAUGGAGCAGAUGCCAAGCUGUCAAGAUGAUCAAACAUUAGUUGCUGCUCAAGUGGAGAAUACCUGCUGCAUUUCGUAUAUAUGUGCAUGCGGGGCUUGCUCUGAUCAAAUACCCAAAUGUCAAGAAGGAGAAGUCCUUAUUGUGGAUGACAACACUACAGAGAGAUGUUGUCCUACAUACCAAUGUAACUGUGAAAUAUAUCGUUGUCCUGAAUUCAAAUGUAUGCUGGGCAUGUCUUUGGUGGAGGUAUGGAGCCCAGAGAAGUGCUGCCCCUUUCGGACAUGUGAAUGUGCAUGCGAAACCAUUCCCAAACCUCAGUGCAAACUGGGGCAGAAACUUCAGAUAGAUGAACAGUUUCAGAACAGUACAGAAAAUAUCUGUAACUGUGUUAAGUACAAAUGUGUAAGAGACAAAGUUUGCCUGAGUAAUGAGAGAGGUGUGCUGCUUCCUGGACAGACAAUCAUGGAACACAGUGCAGAUGGCAUUUGCCAUGUUUCUUAUUGUACAAAUGUGAUUGAUCCCUCCACUAAAUACUACCAAAUAAACGUGUCUUCAAUAGACUGUGCUGUCAAGUGCAAAGCUAACCAAGUCUAUCAGCCUCCAAAAGAUUUAACAAAUUGCUGUGGAAGCUGUAAGAACUUGUCUUGUCUCUACACUUUCAGAAAUGGCACAGUUUCCAAUUUUAAGCCUGGUACUGUUUGGAUUUCAAACUGCAUCAGAUAUGAAUGCACUAACACAGCAAUAGGACCAGUUCUGGUUUCCUCUUCAGUUGGCUGCCCACCCUUUAAUGAAACUGAAUGUGUGAAGGUUGGAGGCUAUGUUGUACCAUUCUUAGAAGGAUGCUGCAAAACCU